This is a messenger RNA of Chinchilla lanigera (long-tailed chinchilla), 1565 nucleotides long. RefSeq lists its product as uncharacterized. The record is from RefSeq and is a predicted model, not a curated record. The coding region runs from base 1 to 831 and encodes 276 amino acids. The transcript has 3 exons. Lineage: Eukaryota; Metazoa; Chordata; Mammalia; Rodentia; Chinchillidae.
AUGUCCGCGUUCCCACACCACUUCCGUGAGGCCGAUGGUCACCAGGUAAACGAUCGCUGGCCCGUUAAAAGCCACGUUACGAGCCCCUUCCGCCUCGGUGGGUCCAGCGUUUCUCUCCGCAGACUAGCGUUGCUCUGCGGCAGGACCGUACCCAGGAAGGCUAACAGCGCAAAGCCGCCUCUCCUCCCGCUGCAGACGUCAGCUCUCCCGCAGCGCGGAGCAGCACAAGAGUGCUUGCUGCGUCUGGAGCAGAGGAGCCUCGCCACCCUUCUCAAAGCACCCGAAGGCUCUCUGUUCCGAGGAAGGGGCUCGGCCCAGGGUGAUGACCGCACAGACCACGGACACUACCUGCCCCUGUCGGGAGAGGAGCGGGAGCUGGGACACAGCCUCAAAAUCCCACAGUACUUACAUACCUCUUCCUACCCAGGAAGAACGGACGCUCGGGGACGUGGUGUCUUCUCCGUGGGGUCUCUUCUGUGGCACCACACGACCUCCCAAGACUUGGACAUCAGCCCCCAAGGCUCUCUCUUUUCCCAGAAAGCUUUGGGCGUGUACCUUAGAAACCGACAGCUUGCAGCCCGAGUGUCCAACAAAGCCUGUGCCUCUGUGGAGAAGCAAAGCCAACCGCAUAAAAUAAAAGACAAAAGGCAGAAAUGGAGAUCUCUGCUGAACUCAGUUGGGGCUGCGAAGCUCUUUCUCACUCUCCUCGGUCAGCCUGGGAAGUGGCACGUUUCUUGGGAGAGACAAGCCUGUCCUUCUCUCCUGCUCAGCCGGGGAAGUCUGUUUGGAAAACUAACUUGUAUCACGGGCAGGACAGCGCCACCUCGUUAGCUCCAGGAGGUUCAACUCCCACUCGGGUUCAUUUGCGUCCCAGCCCCGGGAUGCCCCUGGGGGUUCAGGCCGCCUCCCAGGGCCGCAGCUCAGGCAGGCAGGUCUCCCUCACGCCCUUCCCUUCUCCUGCCUCCGCGGACGGCAACCGCAUGCUUCGCUGAGCCUGAGAGAGCCCCGGGUGUGGCCGCAUCCGUGAGCAGCCCCCUUUCUCUGAGAACAGCGCCUGCGCUCCCACCCUGCUGCCUCUUCACAGGAGUGCGGCGCUCCGGGCUGUUUCUCCACUCUCGCCCUCCACCUCCUUUCUGGAGAAUUCCCUACCCGCCUUGAUUCACUUGAUUCAGCCGAGCCCCGGGCUACUCGCUCGGCUUUCGACUGGGCCGUCCCAGCCAGCUGGGUUUUGUGUGAACACAGCAGGAACUGCUCGGAGAUGCGAUAUUUCUAAACUGGCUGAUCUAGGGUGCUAAGCCCAACUCCUGGCUUUAUAUUUCUUUUUCUUCCAUCAAUACGGGUGGCCAGCAAGAAGAGAGCGGUGUUAAGAAGGGCUCACCUAAUGCUCGGUGACAGCCUGCCUACACUUUUAGUUCAAAGAAACAAAGGCUUCUUAAACAGGUAUCUUCUAUAAACUAGUUAAGCAGGAGGAACAUUUUCUUCACUAGCCAGUGCCACUGAAAGUUACUUAGCAGGCUUAAGCCAUAAUUUUAUUUGUGAGUAAAUAAAAUUAGAACAUAAUUACA